Messenger RNA from Synchiropus splendidus (mandarinfish), 2342 nucleotides. RefSeq names its product hdc homolog, cell cycle regulator (gene heca). The transcript is spliced from 4 exons. Bases 381 to 1982 code for a protein of 533 amino acids. NCBI's taxonomy places the organism in Eukaryota, Metazoa, Chordata, Actinopteri, Syngnathiformes, Callionymidae. The record is from RefSeq and is a predicted model, not a curated record.
GAAGAGUUCGUCUGACCUUUGAUCUGGUCCCGUGAGCGCGGCGGGUUGCCGGUGGACUUGGAAGCUGGGAUUUCCUGUCGGGUCCUGAACGCAGCACACGGAGAUGACAGCCGACGCCGGGGUCCUGUGACGUCAGAGGGAGGAAGACAACAGUCGGACAGGAACCACAACAACACUCGGACACACCUUCGCUGCUACAGGUGAUCGCAGCCUCCGAGCGCGGCUUCAGCGGCCUGACGAGCGCCGGGAGGCCGACCACCCUCCGCCCCGUCCCCUGCACCCACGCCACCGAUCCGAGCCCGACAAAUGGAGUCCCCGAAAGCAGCGGGCGCCAGCUGCAGAUAGAAGUCCCGCACCACCGUCGACGACAGAAGCGGAAAAUGCCCAACCAGAAGAGCAGCAAGGGGAAGAAGAGCAGGCGGACCAACAGCAGCGGGGACGAGCAGGAAAAUGGAGCCUGCGCGGCGGCGGCUGCGGCGGCGGCGGCGGCGGGCGGCGCGGCAGCGGCAGCGGCGGCCGCCGCGCCGCCGGGGAGCGACGCCUCCAGCGAGGGCCAAUGUGCCACGCCGCUGGGCUGCAGCAUGGGCCGACCCAUCGACCUGGAGAAGGACGACUACCAGCGGGUGCUGUGCAACAACGAGCUCUGUCCUCACGGCAACUGGAUGCACCUGCAGUGCUUCUACGAGUGGGAGAGCUCCAUCCUGGUCCAGUUCAACUGCAUCGGCCGGGCCCGCUCCUGGAACGAGAAGCAGUGCCGGCAGAACAUGUGGACCAAGAAGGGCUACGACCUGGCCUUCCGCUUCUGCUCCUGCCGCUGCGGCCAGGGCCACCUGAAGAAGGACACCGACUGGUACCAGGUGAAGCGCAUGCAGGACGAGCGCAAGAAGAAGCCGCCCGAGAGGAGCGCGGCCCGCUCGGGCAGCACCGGCGGCGGCGACGGCUUCUACGAGGAGCCCAAGAAGAGCAAGACCUCGGGCGGCAAGGCGGCGCAGAGAGCGUCCAGUCAGGAUCUACCUCGCAGACAGUCGGUGGAGCGGCAGAGCUCGGCGGAGAGGGGGGCGGGGCCCGGGGCCUGCGACUCCCCGGGGCAGUCCCCGCCCUUCUCCCUCUCCCCCACGGCCCUGCUGGUGUCAGGACCCGGGGCCUUCCGCGGCUCCCGUCAGCUCGGGGAGUUCCUCAAGUCGGCGGUCCACAUGGAGGCGCAGAAGAAGCAGCAGCUGCUGAGCAGGGCGGCGGGCGGCGCUCACCUGGAUCCGGGCGCCGUCCUCCCGCUGUCCUUCGCCCUCCCCCUACACCACCGACUGGCCCCGGGCAGUCUGAGCGAUGGGCCGCUGCCUCACCCGGUGCAGUUCCUGCGGAGGCUGGACCUCUCGGAGCUGCUGACCCACGUGCCCCGGCACAAGCUCAACACCUACCACGUGCGGAUGGAGGACGACGCCCAGGCGGGUCAGGGGGAGGAGCUGCGCAGGUUCAUCCUCUCGGCACUCAGCGCCAGUCAGAGGAACGUGCUCAACUGUGCCCUGUGCCACCGCGCACUGCCCGUCUUCGAGCAGUUCCCUCUGGUGGACGGGACGCUCUUCCUCAGCCCCUCGCGCCACGAGGAGAUCGACUACGACGUGCCGUGCCACCUGCAAGGCGCGCCUCAACUGCAAACACUGCGGGAAGCCGGUGGUGGACGUCCGCGUGGGGAUGCAGUACUUCUCCGAGUACAGCAACGUGCAGCAGUGUCCGCACUGCGGGAACCUGGACUAUCACUUCGUCAAGCCCUUCUCCUCCUUCAAGGUUCUGGAGGCCUAUUGACAAACGCUGCUCCUGCAUGCUGCUCCCCUCUUCCCCCCGUCUCUCUGGGCCUUACGCUUCGCCGGGGUCACGGCUUUUCUAUGUUUAGGGUUCCAUCUAGAUCUGUGACCAGUGAAUGUAUCGGUUUGCCAAAACAGUUGUUAUUUUUUACCAAAAACACAAAACCAUGGACGCUUGAAUAAAGCACCGACACGGACUCGGCCCGGCCUCUUCUUCCCUCACCUCACCUCACCACGGGUGGGGUGGGGUGGUGUUGCUGCCCCGGCAGGUCCGGGGAUCCAGACGGACCAGAGGAGAAAAAACUCUACUCUCUCAAUACAUCGGCUCGCUCUGCUCACAGGAAACUCCGGCUCGCGUCGGCGACCUCCUGCAGAAGGAGCUGGGGCUGUUCUCCCGGCCCGGAACGCAACUCCACUUUCAGCUUCAGAAAGCACACAGCAGGUUGGCAGUGCUGUUUGAUGUCAGGCGACGUCUCAGCCCAUAACGGUUUAUUUACAUGGAAGAAGAGUUUCUCGGGAGCGUUUGCUCUUCUCCACUCCGUC